AUGUUCCAGAUCAUAUUGUGUUUUUUCCCUAUUCAUUUCCCACUUUUGUUUCUGCUUUUACUGUUUCUUUUAGGAAUUUCAAGUGCUGUUUACAAACAAUGGAUUCCAAACACCAACUUUGAAUCUAUCUCCAAUUGGGACCAAGGCCAUGUUCCAUGUGCCCGGGAUGUUAUCUUGUUUGACAGCAAUGAGGUUGUGUCAGUCUUUGUUCAGUCAUCACAUUCAUUGACAAAUAUGUACAUGCCACUGAAUGGAGAAUUCAUUAUGGCCCCAGGUGCUGGGUUUGCAGCCUUCGAUGGCAGCUCCGAUCCCGGAUGUGAGACAGCUUCAAGAGUCACAUUCACCACGGCACAGAAUUACCAAUGGUAUGACCCCACACUGUGGCAUGGUGCAACCUCCUUGGAAAACCUUGAUCAGGAGAAAUACGUCUUCUCUGUAGAUGAAGAACGUGUCCCAUGCCAGUACGACGAUGUUAUUUUUCCACCUGAGACGUCCUUCCGAGUGAACAUUGCAUCGUCUGAGCAGAUGAUACGGCUUAGGAGCAUUUCUAUAAUGGGGCAGAAGUUCACCAGUGACAACCGCCUGGAAGAAUAUAUGCAGAGCCCUUCUGCAAAGCUCCAGUUCCAUGGACAAGGGACGUUCUGGUUGUCAAAUGCUAGAUGCCCAGACAAAUCAGGCUGUGAAUGUGGAAACACUGCAGACCAUGACAGAAUCUGUGCAGCCUUGCUCCAGAAUUCUGGGAAUCAAUGUCCCGUGGCUACAUGCAAGGAUCCACUGAAGCCAGUCGGUCAUUGUUGUGAAAUAUGUGGAGCCACCGUUUCCUUGGAAUACUCUUCUAAUUUUGACAUAGAGCUAUAUCGGGACAGAAUACUCCAUACUUUUCUGACUUUGCCCAAGAAUGCAGGUAUUCAGAUGGCCAUAUCGAAGGUGAAUGCACCACAAGGGUUCCUGGGAAAUGCACCACGCAGCUCAGUCUCAUUCAUCCAGAUUGUACUCCUUGACAACAGGACAGGGUCACAGAUUGGGACGCAUGCUGAGCAGCUGGCUAAGGACAUCAUGGGAGAUAUAGCAGAACAUGGGCAAUCCUUUGGCAUUGUGACUGGCAACUUGAAAGCAGCAACUGGCAAUACCUGGGAUGCUCAAAGGACAGAUGGCCACACCAGUGCUACGAUCGCUGCGACAGUUGUUGGUGUCAUCCUUCUCCUUUCACUGAUGGGAACUGUUCUGCUUCUUUACAGAAAGGGGAUAUUAAGAUGUCGAUCCACCUUGCAUGCUAGCUUCCCUUGGCACCGCCAAUGGGACGUAGAGCCUUCAGAAGACUCAAAUGACAGAGGAUUUGAUAAUCCCAUGUUUGACACUCCAUCCACCCCAGAAGCUUUAGCGGUUGUGUGUUCUGUGGAGGAGACACUGGAGAAGAUGGGAAGCAAAAAUAGCGAACUUUAUUACAUUAAUCCCUUAUACGAUGAAACAGAACUUAGUGCUUAAAAUCAAAGCUGUCAUUCUGGCUAAGUCUCCAUCAGCUGUAUUUCACAUGCUGUUUCCUAUCAGUAGCUCAAGCUUCCAGAUUUGGACCAUAAAAUCAAGCUCAUGCAGAGAGACCAUUCAUUUCAGUGGCGAUUGCGCAAAGAGGCUUCCCAAUGCAUCACACCCAAUUCUUUUUGGAAAAAUGUCUUGUCUUAAAUGAUAAGUUAAUUGUAUAAUGGCAGUCUAGCCAAGUACAGUA
This is a messenger RNA of Anolis sagrei ordinatus, 1723 nucleotides long. Lineage: Eukaryota; Metazoa; Chordata; Lepidosauria; Squamata; Anolidae. The record is from RefSeq and is a predicted model, not a curated record.